CUGGGAGCCUCCUCGCGCCCCUCGGGUCUCUCCGCCCUGCUCUGGUCCGCCUCCCCGCUAGCAGCGGCCAGAGAGGCAGAAGAGUCGCUGGCGGCUGCGGCUGCUGCAGCUGCUGCUACAGGGGCGGAGGGGAAACGACGGGAGUUUCGGUACACGGUGGUGCGCGGAGGGAAGGUGGUGGAUGAGCCUGGCAGGCAAAAGGAGGUUCAGCUGGGGCAGGGUGACGCCAUCAAGGGCAGCAUAUCUAGAGAGGAUCUGGCAGCGGUGGUGCAGGCAGCGCUUGCAGUGCCGCCUCCUCCGGGCCAGAGGCGGGUGGUGGAGGUUGUGAAUUCCGAGAGCCCAAGAGACUCCAGCAAUGGCAAUGACUUGCCAGAGCUGCUAGCAGGGCUGCCCACGGAGGCGAUUGUAAGCUGACCAGUGGUGAAUUGUGGCAAGUGCUUGGUUAGUAGACUGUAACCAUGUACAGCCCACGGUGCUCGUUGCAUUUCUGCUUGUGUUCCUCACUGCUCGAUAAUGCACUGCUGUAAAUAAUUUAUGUUCCAAGUGGAACUUCCGGGAGGAACAUCACUGUACACAUGAGGCUAGGUCUGUCAAACAUUAUUUGAUGGGUUGAAGGACCAUAUCCAGGGGAGGGACAGCUACUGGCGAGGAUUCAGGGGGUGCUGGCACAGUGGUUUGGGGUGCUGUGAUGCUUUUGACAGAUGGAAGGGUGGUUAGGCUGACAAACAGGAGGGGAUUGAUGUAGCUGGAUGACGGAAACAGGUUGGAGGGAACGAAGAUGAAAGGAAGAAAGUAAGUGAGAGUAAGUGCGAUGCAGAGGCUUCGAAUGGCUGAUGCCUAAAUUUAAAAAGUA
This is a messenger RNA of Closterium sp. NIES-67, 853 nucleotides long. The record is from the annotation of a GenBank genome assembly. Lineage: Eukaryota; Viridiplantae; Streptophyta; Zygnematophyceae; Desmidiales; Closteriaceae.